Messenger RNA from Ficedula albicollis (Collared flycatcher), 3157 nucleotides. RefSeq names its product transient receptor potential cation channel subfamily C member 4 associated protein (gene TRPC4AP). NCBI's taxonomy places the organism in Eukaryota, Metazoa, Chordata, Aves, Passeriformes, Muscicapidae. The coding region runs from base 1 to 2271 and encodes 756 amino acids. The transcript is spliced from 18 exons. Gene Ontology annotation, biological process: ubiquitin-dependent protein catabolic process. Gene Ontology annotation, cellular component: Cul4A-RING E3 ubiquitin ligase complex. The record is from RefSeq and is a predicted model, not a curated record. Gene Ontology annotation, molecular function: phosphatase binding.
AUGGGUGAUAAGAUCAUUUUCCUGGUUAUGAAGCAUUGGACACAUGGGAAUCAUGUUCUUCCUUCUUUGCAGAUCACAGAGGCCUUGUUGAAGGAAAGAGAUAAACAAGCAAAAUGGAAUGGGAUCCCCUUGCUGUUGCAGAAGCUGUAUGAGCACAGCCACCCAAACAGCGACUUCUCUCAGUGCCAAAGCAUCCUGAAGGAAAUUUCUCCACUCCUUUCAAUGGAAGCCAUGGUUUAUGUCACAGAAGACAGAAAAGCUGCUCAAGAGUCCAGUUUCCCAAACACAUACACCUUUGACUUGUUUGGAGGAGUCGAUCUUUUAGUAGAAAUUCUUAUGAGACCAACUCUUAUUACACAGAAAAAGAAGCAGAAAAUAAGUGAUGACCUCAUCAAGGACUGCUUAAGCAUACUGUACAACACCUGUAUAUGUACGGAGGGAGUCACGAGGCGGCUGGCAGAGAGAAACGACUUUGUGCUCUUCCUGUUUACACUGAUGACAAACAAAAAGACAUUCCUACAAACUGCAACGCUCAUUGAAGAUAUCCUGGGAGUUAAAAAGGAAAUGAUCCAGCUGGAUGAUAUUCCCAACCUGGCCAGCCUGGUGUCCAGCUUUGACCAGCAGCAGCUGGCCAACUUCUGCAGGAUCCUGGCUGUCACCAUCUCGGAGCUGGACACGGGCAGUGAUGACAAGCACACACUUCUGGCCAAAAAUGCCCAGCAGAAAAAAAACUUGGGCCCUUCCCGAGCUGAAAUUAAUCAAGCUACACUUCUGAAUAUUCCAGGCUUCAUUGAGCGGUUGUGCAAACUGGCCACACGGAAGGUGUCUGAAACGACAGGGACUUCCAGCUUCCUGCAGGAGCUGGAGGAGUGGUACACCUGGCUGGACAAUGCCCUGGUGCUGGAUGCACUGAUGAGAGUGGCAAAUGAAGAGGCAGAGCAGAGCAGUACAGAGUCUUCAGAUGAGAGUGGACUGGCCAACACCUCCACAAGGACACAGCUGCCCCAGUCUAUGAAGAUCAUGCAUGAGAUCAUGUACAAGCUGGAGGUGCUGUAUGUUCUCUGUGUGCUGCUCAUGGGCAGGCAGAGGAAUCAGGUUCAUAAAAUGAUAGCAGAGUUCAGACUGAUUCCUGGCCUCAAUAACCUGUUUGACAAACUCAUCUGGAGGAAGCACUCGGCCUCAGCCCUGGUUCUGCACGGACACAACCAGAACUGUGACUGCAGCCCGGACAUUACUUUAAAGAUACAAUUCUUGAGGCUUCUUCAGAGCUUCAGUGACCACCAUGAGAACAAGUAUCUCCUUUUGAACAGCCAGGAGCUGAAUGAGCUGAGUGCAAUCUCCCAUAAAGCAAACAUCCCUGAGGUGGAUGCAGUUGUCAACACUGACAGGAGCCUUGUCUGUGAUGGGAAGAGAGGUUUGUUGACCAGACUGCUUCAGGUCAUGAAGAAGGAACCUGCAGAAUCCUCCUUCAGGUUUUGGCAAGCAAGGGCUGUUGAAAGCUUUCUGCGAGGCACCACCUCCUAUGCAGACCAGAUGUUCCUGCUCAAGAGAGGACUCCUGGAGCAUAUUCUCUACUGCAUUGUUGAUAGUGAGUGCAAGUCACGGGAUGUGCUUCAGAGUUACUUUGACCUUCUGGGAGAGCUGAUGAAAUUCAAUAUUGAUGCAUUCAAGAGGUUCAACAAGUACAUCAACACAGAUGAGAAGUUCCAGAUAUUUUUAAAUCAGAUCAACAGCUCUCUGGUGGACUCCAACAUGCUCGUUCGCUGCAUCACGCUGUCGCUGGACCGCUUUGAGAAUCAGUCUGAUGCUAAAGUUGCAGAAGUCCUGUCCGAGUGCCGCCUGUUGUCCUACAUGUCCCAGAUGUCCAUGAGAAUGUCCUUCCUCUUCCGUCUCAUCAACAUUAUCCACGUGCAGACACUGACACAGGAGAAUGUCAGUUGUUUGAACACGAGUUUAGUUAUCCUAAUGCUGGCCCGAAGGAAAGAGAAGCUUCCUUUUUAUCUGCGCACCUUGCAACAGAUGGAAUACGCAGAGAAAUACCCUGGCUUCAUCCUGAACAACUUCCACAGCCUCCUGCGGUUCUGGCAGCAGCAUUACCUCAACAAGGAUAAAGACAGCACCUGCUUAGAAAAUAGCUCCUGUAUUAGUUUUACCUACUGGAAAGAGACUGUUUCGAUACUGCUCAGUCCGGACCGGACGUCCCCCUGUGCCAUAGUGAGCUACAUCGACGAGGCGUACAUGGACAUUGACAGAGACUUCUCUGAGGAGUGAUCCCCCUCCAGCUCUGAUGGACAGCUCAGAGGGUCCCUCCAGCCCGGGCCUUUCAGGGAUUCGCUGUGUAGUGUGUGUGCAGCUUGGAGCUGCGGAGCGUCCCACCCCUGCCGGCCCCAGCUCUGACCUCUGACUCUUGGACAGCUCUCUGGGCAACACAUUCAGGGAUGUAUCUUCCAGUUGUUCUGGGAUAAAAAUAAUCACCUGCACAAACCAGCCUGUAUUAUUUUUUUUCCUCUCUCCCAGUCUGGUGGGGCUGGCAGAAGGGUGUUGCUGAGUGAGGGUUCUCUGUAUGUGCCGGUUGAGGUGUGGCUCUCUCAGGGCUGCUAGGACAAGCAAGUUAAAAGCACAGCAAUUGCCCUCCAAGUGUGAGGUCCAAAGAGCCCAUCUGAGCAGGACCCCAGCACCAGCCAUGUGCAAAACCACCACCAGGACUCCCUGCAGGUGUACCUCCUCUGCUGGGCUUUGGGGUUGGUUAGAGCAUGAGUGUGUGUGCGUGUGUGUGCUUUUAAUUCCUGAGAGCCCCAGCUCCAGUCACCUCUUUACCAUCACCUUUUGGAUCAUUUGGUACUAAAUCUAUCUGCAUUAGGAGAGAAGCUCUGCUCCUGCUGUCCUUCCUGCAGAUCCUUCCCACCCGGCGGUGUUUUGCAGUGCUGGAGGACAGAGACAUUUCAGCAGUGGUGGAAUUGCACCAGGGGUUGGCUUUUUCACGGAGCACUAGCAUUAAAAUGUACUAAUUUUUUAAACUUGAGGCUUGUCCCUUCUUGGGUAACUAAUCUGGUUUUAAAAUCCCUUUCAGGACCAUUGCUCUUGAUGUUAAUCUGCUAUGCCUGGAAGUCUUAUGUCAGUUUCUGCUUUCAGUCCUUAAUAUCAACACACACAUAAA